Melanaphis sacchari is the source of this 732-nucleotide messenger RNA. RefSeq lists its product as uncharacterized. The coding region runs from base 86 to 583 and encodes 165 amino acids. The record is from RefSeq and is a predicted model, not a curated record. Gene Ontology annotation, cellular component: membrane. The transcript has 5 exons. Lineage: Eukaryota; Metazoa; Arthropoda; Insecta; Hemiptera; Aphididae.
UUAUAAUGCUUUAAUAAUAAUUACUAAAUUGCGUUUAUACUGUAUUUAAUUUAACUCCAGCACUAGUUCAUAACAAUUUAUAAAAAUGUCUCAUACAGUGACAGUUACCAGGACCACAACGUCUACAACAUCUGCUAUAAUCCUAAAUACUGGUUACGUAAAAUCGGUGCCUGGAUUAUUAAAAUUGGCCGAAGUUAUUUUAGGAGGUAUUGUCUUGGGUCUGUUGAUUUACAACAGGGAAAAUUUAUGUCAUUGCUGGGUGUAUGGCACGCAUAACGCGCAACUUUUUUUUUUGGGUACAGUUAGUGCGUUUUUCUUAACGAGUCUUCUAUUGUUGAUUUCUUGUCUUUUGUCAAUUUCCACUGGACCUAUCAUAUCUAAAACUAACUUUGAAUUCAUUUACCAUGGCGCUGGAUUUGUACUUUUGCUGUUGGCAUCUGUGUUCUUAUUGCUUGAUGCAAAUGAUAAUAGUGGCCGUAACCCACAGAAUCACUUUGUGAUUGCAUCAAUUCUGGGAUUGAUAAUGGCAGCUUUUUACUUGCUAAGUUCAAUCUGGGGUUAUAGGUCAUACAGAGGCCCAUGAAUACCCUGUCAAUAAUAUUUUGCACAAGAAGCAUAGCCAUAUAGACAAGGAAAAAGGACGACUACCAAAAAACGCACAAAUUAAUUAAGGACAAAAAGCAGCUUAAUAUUUGUAUAAUUUAUUGUAUAAAUUAUUGUUGUCAAGCAUUA